Messenger RNA from Etheostoma cragini (Arkansas darter), 1606 nucleotides. RefSeq names its product N-acetyllactosaminide beta-1,3-N-acetylglucosaminyltransferase 3-like. The coding region runs from base 166 to 1305 and encodes 379 amino acids. The record is from RefSeq and is a predicted model, not a curated record. Gene Ontology annotation, molecular function: hexosyltransferase activity. The transcript is spliced from 2 exons. Gene Ontology annotation, cellular component: membrane. NCBI's taxonomy places the organism in Eukaryota, Metazoa, Chordata, Actinopteri, Perciformes, Percidae.
AUUUGGGAUCCAUCAGUCACACAAAAACCAGUGGAGAAACCGAACCGCCCAGCAGGCGGACGGCAGACCGGAACACAGAGCCAUGCUGCACACUGGACUUAUCGAUCACCUCUAGAGCUACAGAGAGACACGAAAGGAACUAUUUCCUUUUAACGAUUUUCAAGGAUGAGAAAAGUCAGAACAACAACUUUCUUGCUGGUGGGAGCUCUUGCUCUGUGGGCCCUCCAUCUUUUUAAAGACUCUUUUUACUACAAAACCAGCCAACUCCAUGUAGAUGUUAAAGUGGAUGACAGUCAAAUAAGGCAACCCAACACAAAAAACUCCUAUGUAUACUCCUGGUCAAAAUGUCAACAAAAUAUGAGUGCUGCCAACAUCACAGGCUUCAGCUCUCUUCCUGGUGAUAUAACAGACUUUCUCUAUUAUCAACACUGUCGCCAUUUCCCCAUGCUGCUGGACCUUCCUGACAAAUGUGGAGGAGCUGAUAAAUCUGCAGAAGUCUUUCUUCUCCUGGUCAUUAAAAGUUCCCCUGUGAACUACGACCGCCGAGAGGUGCUGCGUAAAACCUGGGCUAAAGAAAGGUUACACAAUGAUGUGUGGAUCCGAAGGAUCUUCAUCUCAGGAACAAGUGAUACUGGUUUUGAGAAGGAGAGACUGAACAAACUACUUGAGCUGGAGAACCGUGAAUACAAUGACAUCCUCCAAUGGGACUUUAAUGAAAGAUUUUACAACCUCACCUUAAAGCAGAUACUCUUCCUGGAAUGGAUGGAACGUAACUGUCGGAACGCUCGCUUCCUGCUAAAUGGUGAUGAUGACGUCUUUGCCAACACAAACAAUAUGGUUGAGUAUCUUCAGAGCCUCAAGGACAACGAUGGAAGCAAGCACCUCUUUACUGGCCAUCUGAUCCAGAAUGUAGGGCCCAUUAGACAAUCAUGGAGCAAAUAUUUUAUCCCAGUUCAGGUGCAGGAGUCAGACUCAUAUCCUCCCUACUGUGGUGGUGGAGGCUUCCUACUGUCUGGCUAUACAGCUUUGGUCAUAUACAAUAUGUCCAAGUCCAUCCCCAUUCAUCCCAUUGAUGAUGUUUACAUGGGGAUGUGUCUGGCCAAAGCAGGACUUGGUCCUGAUUCUCAUAUGGGUGUGAAGACGACAGGACUGGACAUUCCCUCCAGCACACUAGAUGCAUACAAUCCUUGCUAUUACAAGGAAGUUCUACUAGUACACCGAUUCCUUCCAGCUCAAAUGUAUCUCAUGUGGCAUAGAAUACAUGAUUCUAACCUGAAAUGUGGUCUCUCCAAGUCAAGGCUUUAGCAUGCCAAAACUGUAGCUCCCAUGUAAUGACAGUUUGUUCACACUUUGUUUCCUGCACCUGCUGUUAGGUUGUGAGUGCAGGUUUGACUCUCUUCAUUCCAUCAAAAAAAAAAAAAGCUUUGGACUGUUUUUCUACCACUCUUCAGUUGCAGGCUUUAGCACAGUUAAAUGGAAUUUAUUUUUUUAUUCUUUGUCAUGAAUGUGAGCAAGCAACAGUCAGCCUGUCUCAAAGGGACACAGCAGUAGUUAAUGUAGGGGUAAUGUCCACAUACUGUGUGGGUGAGCGACCUUUAGUAGAAUU